Messenger RNA from Vitis riparia (riverbank grape), 7058 nucleotides. RefSeq lists its product as uncharacterized. The transcript has 11 exons. Lineage: Eukaryota; Viridiplantae; Streptophyta; Magnoliopsida; Vitales; Vitaceae. Gene Ontology annotation, biological process: ribosome biogenesis. Gene Ontology annotation, cellular component: nucleolus. The record is from RefSeq and is a predicted model, not a curated record. Bases 194 to 6613 code for a protein of 2139 amino acids.
CCCGGGCAUGCCCUCUUCUGAAGAUGCCCUCCGACAGAAUCCCUAAAAAAACCCUAUUUUCCUCUGCCACUCUCAAUCCUCGCAGUGCGAUCUGGGCCGGCCAACUUACAAGCCCAUCUCCAAAACCACAAGGGAAGAAAAAUUCAAAACCCAAACCUAAAACCCCACCGGGGAAGAGCUGUCAAACCCUCCCAUGGCGGAUUCAGAAUCGAAGCCGAAACAGAAACACACGAAGAAGAAGAGAAAGUUAAAAGUCUUAGAGGAUGAUCGAAGACCUUCCAAAACGCAACGUUUCGAUUUUUCAGAGACAGAGAAAGAGAAAGAGAAAGAUGCAAAAGAAGAACGCCCAAUUCGGAGGCCAGAAGAAGGUCGUCCGUGGGGGAAUCUGCAGCUGAUUUUAUCAUUACAGAACAAAGAACUUCUUCUUCAAGAGAAGGUCCAGCUUGCAUAUGAUUUUGUUGCUACAAGAGCCAAAGAAGAAGAGGAGGACACUGAGCAAGGUUUUGAAACAGUGAGCCUUUCACGAGUAAUUAUUUUCCUGAAUGAUUGGAUCCAGUCAUUGUUGAUUUCUUCGGAAAAGAAAAGUAAGGUUGAUUUGGACAAAACUCAGUUCCGAGUUGUUGGGACAUGUUUGGACUUUAGAUGCUGGGAGAUUUUUAAGUUCUGUUUAGAGGAGUCUUUGGAACGGCAUGUUCCGCUAAACAUCUCGCGAAACUUGUUAAAAGCUAUUCAUUGCAUUGCAAGGAAUGCAUUAUCCCAACUGAAUGAUGCAUCUUUGCAUGCAAAGGAGUCAUUUUUUAUUGUUGAAGGGUUUGAAUUGUAUGGUACUGUUCUUAGUUGUGUUUCACUGGUGUUCUCAUCUCAUAAUGGUUUGUCAAAUGAAAAUUUAGACUUGUGGAUUUCAACUGUUGAUGCCGUGCUUGAGCUUGUUCACAAAAUUUACACUGACAACAUAGCAGGUGGCAACGCGGGCAAAUUUGUCCUGCAGUUCUCAUGUUUAGUACUUGAGCCAUUCAGCAAGUUUUUGAGGGUCCAUCCAUGUCGUAAAAAUGGUUUUCAUGAUUUCGUAGAUAAACUUCUUGAGCUGCUACUGCAUUUGUUGGGUGUCUUAAAUCUUCAGGCUGAUGGAAAUAAUCCUGGAUGGACAAGAGACCUGUUGAAGUUGGUUGAAGAGGUUUUAUCCCAUGGGCUGUUUCAUCCAGCCCACAUUGAUGGGUUUCUCAGCUUACAUGGUAAAGAAAAGCAUGGAAAAGAAUAUGAUGGGCAAUCAGAAGAGCCAAAAAUGGUUGUUAAAAGUUAUCACAGACAUUUGUUUGAUAAACUGGAAAAAAUUGUGGCUGCCAAGAAGGUAUUACCAUUGAGUGGCAUAGGAGAACUAUUUCAUUUGCUUGUUGUGCAAGUAAAAAAGCAAAAAGGAGCCUUGGUGUUGUCAGAAGGUACCAAGAUUGUAGGGAAGACGGUAGGUUUCAUUCACUCGGAAGAUUAUUUUUCUGGUCAUAUGUCUAUGAUGUUUGCUGGGAACCAUAGUGUGCUUUCAGAAAACAGUUAUUUGUCAAGUAGUUUGAAUUCAGAGACAAGGAAGUCUCUUUUUGAUUUUUUUGUACAGAUUAUGGAGCCUUUGCUGUUUCAGAUAAAAGGCUAUCUCCAAACCAAACUGGAAGUGGGACCUGCAUUAUUGGAUGUUCAUUGUACUCUCAAAUCUACCAAUAAGUUACUUGCUAGCUUUAUGCAUGAGAAGGUUUAUGUACGAACAGAAGAUACCCAUGAAGGAGCUUGUCUUAAUUUCUUGAAGGUGGUUUACGAUAGGAUCAUGUCAUUUUCGGUCGAAAUAAAUCAAAUGUGGCUGUCAACGGUAGAUGCAGACAAGGGGAUACAUGUUGAUACUUUAAAUUUAAUAGGCAAGGAGCUUAUUGCUGCAUUAGGUUAUUUCUUGGAAAUUGAUUAUGAGGUUAUUGGUAAUGAUUUAGUAAGCUUAUGGCUCAUGAUGCUUUCAUUCUUGGCCAUUGGCCUUUCUUCAAUAGACAUGUCAGAUCAAUCUUCUUUAUCUUCAAAGAUGGUGGAUGUUGGUUGCCAGGUGAUAAACCUCUAUAGUGAACUUCGACAGGUGAAUAAUGCUAUUUUUGCACUCUGUAAAGCAGUGAGGCUUUUGGUAUCACAUGAUAGUGAUUGUGAACUGAAUUAUUCUGGAUUUAUGUCCUGCACGAAUUCUGCAUCCUAUGAAGCAUGUGCAAAAUCAGUGGAAAUGUUAUUGUGCUCGCAAGAGUUCAGAUUUGCCAUUUAUAAUGCUAUUAGAUCUAUACCAGAAGGGCAAGCAAGUGAAUGCGUUCGACAAUUAACAACAGAUAUUUCAGAUUCACUGAAGUGGAUGAAAACAAGUUGCUCUGUGGCUUCUGGAAAAGAAUCUGGAAACCCAAAGCAAAGUGGUAGCCUACUGGGUUUUGAUCUGCAAGUGGAACUUCUGGGAAAAGGUUUGGCAGAAAUAUAUACACUGGUGCUAGAUUCUCUGAAUGUCACAACAGGUAAUAGUAGUCUCUUAGGAGUUUCUAUAGAGGGCCUAAUGACAGUUAUACGCCCUGGCAUGAGUAGUCUGGUUGCACUACAGCUAGAUGGUGUCAAUGAGUUCAUUUCUGCUGUCACAGAAAGAAUCUUCUACAACAGGGUGGCUGAAUGCAAAAAUGAUUUCAGAAAAUUAAGAGCAUCCACUCACUGGAUCUUUGUUUUAUUCUUUCGUUUGUACAUGUCCUGUCGAAGCUUAUACAGGCAAUCAAUCAGCCUUGUGCCUCCAACUUCAGCAAAAAAGAUGUCUGCAGUAAUGGGGGACUUCUAUAUAGCACACACUGGAAGGGAUUGGGUGGAGAAAACUGAUUGGACGGAUCAAGGCUAUUUUUCUUGGAUUGUCCAACCUUCUGCUUCCCUUCCUAAUAUUAUACAAUCUAUUUUAGACCUUUAUCCUCAGGAUAGAGUUGUAACUUGCUCUCCUCUGGUUUAUGUGUUGCACACCAUGGCUCUUCAGAGGCUUGUUGAUUUGAAUAGGCAGAUUAAAUCAUUUGAGUAUUUACUGCAGAGUAAUAAUAAGUUAGUCCAAGAAAAGUUAAUGGAUGAUGAUGGCUUAUCACAGUGUCAUGAAAAAGACAUAAAGUCUAAUAAAAAGAAAAGCAGAAAGUGGAAACGUUUUAUUGCUGUUUUGAGGGAAGAGGCGAUGGGCCUUACUGAUUUCAUGAUGGGAUCUGUCUCAUUAGUGACCAAAAAGCAACAGUGUUUCUCCAGUUUUGAUGAUACAACUCGUAAGGAUACAUGCGCCAAAGCUCUUCAUGAGGAUGAUGCAUGGGAUUUGGGUGUUUGUGCUGUGAAUGAGAAAACAUUGCCCACUGCAAUUUGGUGGGUUCUUUGCCAAAAUAUUGAUAUUUGGUGCACUCAUGCUGCUAAGAAGAAGUUGAAGACGUUCCUCUCACUUUUAAUAUGUACUUCUCUUCCUCAUAUUGGAAGCAGUUUUGGAGAGGUUAAAAAACACAACACCAAUGAACCUGGCUAUCAGAGGAAAGUAUCUGUGGGGCAAAUCUCGAUGGAACUUCUAAGUGACACCACUCUGUAUGAACAAAAAUUUGUUUGCAGGCACAUUGCAUCAAGGUUUUGCCGUAAUCUGGAGAAGUCAUUAUCACCAUUACUUAGUGAUGCAGCAUACAGAGAUUUUGACUUCAAUUCAUCACCCAAUUGGCAAGAGGUUUUAAGCGCCUUUGACAAUUUAUCAGUGGUUGUUUCAGGCGCCAAGUAUGUAACUAAUGAUUGUGCUUCAGUGGCAGAACUGACUUCUCAUCUAUCUAAUAGGCUGCCUACAGAAUUUAACGAGGAAAAGAAAGCCUUUCUUUUACAGAGCAUGGAAUUUACAGCUUGUCAAAGUUCGCUUAAUCUAUUGUGCUGGAUGCCAAAAGGAUAUUUAAAUUCUAGAUCAUUCUCCCUUUAUACAACUUGUAUUCUCAACCUUGAAAGGUUUGUGGUUUGCAGGUUAAUAAAGUGUCAUUGUGCAUCAUGUUCCCAUAAUCAUUAUGAGCUUUACAGAUUGUUUUUGUCUUGCCGGAGGACCUUGAAACAUCUGAUAAUGGCAUUUUGUGAGGAGAAAAUGGAAGCUAGUCAAUCCUCACUUACUUCAAUAUUUCCUGAGGUUUCAUUUCCUGUUUUAUGGCUUUUAAAGUCAGUAUCUGUGAUGGUUGGGCUUCAACACACAUUUUCAGAGGAUAGAGCUAGCCAAUUUAGAUAUAUGUCCUUCUCAUUGAUGGAUCAAACCUCAUAUGUGUUUUUGAUGUUUAGCAAAAGUCAAUUUAGUCAUGUGGUUCACUUCAGUAUGAAAGUGAAGAAGUCUUGUGCAGAACAACUCAAUUCUGAUCUUGUCCAUGAGCAGAGUCAUUUAACUGAAACUGAUCCUUGUUCGGAUUCCUCAAAAGCUGUUGAUGCAUGGAACAAUGUGGUCCUUGUUGCUGAAGCUUUAAAGGAACAGACAGAAAAUCUUCUCAUCUCUCUAAAGGAUGCCCUUUGUAACAAGAGGGUGGAAGUUGGAACUGUGGAUUUGAAUAGAUUAUCUUCUCUAGUGUCAUGCUUUCAAGGGUUUAUGUGGGGCCUUGCAUCUGCCAUGAACCAUAUAGAUGUGAAGGAGUGUGAUGGUGAAAUGAAAUUGUUGAAAUGGAAGAAUGAACCUUUCUCCAAACUCAACCUUUGUAUAAAUGUCUUCACAGAUUUUAUUGAUUUUUCCUUAUGCAUGUUUCUUAUUGAGGAUGAUCAACAGCCUGAAGGUUUAGGUGGUGCUCAAAAUCUUUCCAGGUUGGACCAGAAAAAUGACUGUUCACUUGAACCCUCUGGUGGUGACAAUGAUAUUUCAUGUGCUAACAAGCGACAGAAAUCCAAAACUGCAAGGAGCUCAGGAUCAUUGCACAUCGACAAUGAUUCUGAAAAUACUGGUGGUCAAGAAAUGAGGUUGCAGUUGGAUAGUGAAGUCUGUGCUACCAAUUUCCUGUCUGAUGUUGAUUUGUUUGAGCUACGACGAUUAAAUAGGCCUUUGCUGCGAAGCUUGUUAAAAGGUGAUAAUCCUGAAGCAGCUUUUUUUCUCAGAGAGUUAUUUAUAGCUUCUUCAGCUAUUCUGAGGCUAAAUUUGCAGAUCAACUGUAUUCCCUUAUCAUCAUGCUUUGUGCCUAUUUUUAAUGGCAUUUCACAACUUUUGUUAUUGGAAUUGGCAAACAUGGCUGAUGUGCCACAGCCAAUUUCUUUGGUGUGGUUAGACGGUGUUUUAAAAUAUCUGGAGGAAUUAGGGAAUCAAUUUCCUUUAACUAAUCCUACCUUGUACAGAGAUGUUUAUGCCAAGCUGAUAGAUCUUCACUUGAAGGCCAUAGGAAAAUGCAUUUCUUUGCAGGGGAAAAGAGCUACUCUAGCAUCCCAUGACGCAGAGUCAAGUACCAAGACACUCGACAGUCAUGUAGGAUUAUUUGAUGCAUCUCUUUCUUGUGGGCCAUAUUGCUUCGAUGAAUUUAAAUCAAGGUUGAGGAUGUCAUUCAAAGUGUUCAUUAAGAAGCCAUCAGAGUUGCAUUUAUUAUCUGCUAUACAGGCUUUAGAGAGAGCACUAGUUGGAGUACAGGAAGGCUGCAUGGUGAUCUAUGAUGUAAAUACUGGAAGUGCACAUGGGGGAAAGGUUUCCUCAAUCACUGCAGCUGGCAUUGACUGCUUGGAUUUGGUGCUUGAAUUUGUUUCAGGACGCAAACGAUUGAGUGUGGUUAAAAGACACUUAAAGAGCUUAAUUGCUGGCCUGUUCAACAUAGUUUUGCACUUGCAGAGCCCUUUUAUAUUCUAUAGGAAAUUGAUCCAUAAUAAAGGUCAGACUGAUCCAGAUCCUGGCUCAGUUAUUCUUAUGUGCAUUGAGGUACUGACAAGAAUUUCUGGAAAGCAUGCUCUGUUCCAAAUGGAUCCUUGCCAUCUACAGCAGUGUUUGCGGAUACCUGCAGCACUUUUUCAAUCUUUCCGUGGGCUUAGACUUUCUGAUGCUCCAGCUUCAUAUAAUUUUUUUAUGUUUUCUGACAACCAAGAUAAUGGUUCUCUGGAAAGCAUGGAUUCUUGUACUGUGGAUCGACAAUUCACAAUAGAUCUAUUUGCUGCAUGCUGCAGAUUAUUGAAUACCGUUCUUAAGCAUCAUAAAAGUGAGUGUGAGCAAUGCAUUGCUCUUCUUGAAGAUUCGGUUUGUGUUCUCCUUCGUUGUUUAGAGACGGUGGAUGCUGAUUCAGUGGUCCGAAAAGGUUAUUUUUCAUGGGAAGUAGAAGAGGGAGUAAAGUGUGCUUGUUUUCUUCGAAGGAUUUAUGAAGAGAUGAGACAGCAAAAGGAUGUCUUUAGGCAGCACUGUUUUAAGUUUUUAUCCAAUUACAUAUGGAUUUAUUCAGGAUAUGGCCCCCUUAAAACAGGCAUCAGAAGGGAAAUUGACGAUGCUCUGAGACCAGGAGUUUAUGCCUUAAUAGAUGCUUGCUCAGCAGAUGAUCUUCAAUAUCUUCAUACUGUGUUUGGAGAGGGUCCUUGUCGAAGCACUCUAGCAACUUUGCAACAUGAUUACAAGCUGAACUUCCAAUAUGAAGGAAAAGUUUGACCUAAGUUCUUUCCCCGUGCCAAGAAAUCGUAUUUAUUUGUUCCCAGCAAUUCUUAUAACAUAAUGAGGGAACCAAGUGGUAACAAUACCCUGGAGAUAGCAUAAUAUGAUCCUAAAAUACCAUGGAAGCAUGAUGAUCAUGAUUCUCCAUGCCCCAAAUCCCCUGUGGAAGUUGGAAGUGGCAUGUCUGGGUUGUGACAUUGGAUGGUUCCACAGUUGUUCUGGGUUAUGAUAUUGACAUUUGCUCAGUUGGGGCCUUUGUAAAUGAGAUCCAGCUGAAGCUGUAGACAAGGAAUCAAGAAAAAAAGGGAUAUCUUUCUCAUUCUGCAACCAAUAUUCAGCUCAUUUUGUAAGUUCCAUGUGUGUAUAUAUGUAGACAAAGAAUACAUACUAUAUAUCUUGGUUUUUCAACAAUGCAAAUUUAAUUUUAUUGGUGUCUUUUACA